Gekko japonicus is the source of this 2927-nucleotide messenger RNA. RefSeq names its product zinc finger, CCHC domain containing 7 (gene ZCCHC7). Gene Ontology annotation, molecular function: zinc ion binding; nucleic acid binding. Bases 87 to 1814 code for a protein of 575 amino acids. Lineage: Eukaryota; Metazoa; Chordata; Lepidosauria; Squamata; Gekkonidae. The transcript is spliced from 9 exons. The record is from RefSeq and is a predicted model, not a curated record.
AAUCUGGGCUGCAAAACGAAUGGGGAAGCAAGAUAGAUAACUCUGCUCAGUCAGCUGCGCUCCACUGGCAAUACUACUUUUCCACAAUGUUUGGUGGAUAUGACGAUAUAGAAGCAUUUGAAGAUGAUAUUUACUGUGAAGAGUCCUCCAGUGAAACAAGUGUUGAUAGUGAGAUAGAAUUUCAUCUUUACAGCCAGGUGCAUUAUGCCCAGGCCCUUGGAGAUGGCAGUGGACAAGAAGAAACUGAAGAAGCUGGACCUGUAGAGAAGCAGAUUCAGCGUUCAGUGAGUAAACAGAAUCAGAAGGAUAACUUAGUUGUAAUUUCAGAUAGUGAUGUCAUUCAGAUUUCAGAUAGUCCUGAUGUCAUCAUUUUGUCUGAUACUCCUGAUGAAGAUAGUGUUUACAGAAGUAAACUCCAGAAGCUAACAACCCCAGACUCUCCAACACUAGAAAGAACAUACAGUCCCACUGAUCCCAUCUCAGUGAAGCCAGCUAAAGAUUCUUCUCAGGCUGUCAUGAAUUCAAAGGGACUGUCUACAGACACUUCAAGAAAAGAGAAAAGAAUUAAUCAGAAGUCUGUCUCUUUUCACCGUGAUGGUGUUCGCAUGAUCCACAAGAUCCUAGUAAUAGAGGACAGCUCCAGUAAUGAGGAUGAAGAUGUGGCCAGCACAGUCUCUGAAAGUGAUAAUGUGGAGAGCUGGAUGUUGUUGGGAGGUGCCAGAGAUAUCAAAGAUGAAAACAUCCUCUUAAACCUUGAGGGCUGUGGAAGUUCAUCCACAGAAGGAGAAGGUGGAACAGACUGGGCCAUCAGUGAUAAAGAUUUAGAGGCACAGAUUGGUAACUAUGUCACUGUGCGUCGUAACAACAGAUACUACAUGCCAGACAAAAAUGUCACUUGCAGAAAUUGCGAUAAAAGAGGUCACUUAUCAAAAAAUUGUCCGACUCCAAAGAAAGUUCCACCAUGUUGUCUGUGUGCAGAAAGGGGGCAUCUACAGAACAACUGCCCUGCACGAUUUUGUUUAAAUUGCUGUUUGCCUGGACACUUCUCAAGAGAGUGCAUAGAGAGAACUUACUGGAGUAAACAUUGUAACCGCUGUGCAAUGAGAGGCCAUUAUGCAGACGCUUGCCCAGAAAUAUGGAGGCAGUAUCACCUAACAACCAGACCAGGACCACUCAGGAAGACCAGUUCUUUUUCUGAACACUCUGCUCCAGUGUACUGUUACAACUGUUCACAGCAAGGCCAUUAUGGCUAUGAAUGCUCAGAGAGGCGGAUGUUUGGAGGGACGUUCCCUACUUUCCCCUUCAUCUAUUACUAUGAUAAUGAAUAUGAUAUCAAGAGGAGCCUUCAAAAAGCGAAGAAAAAAGUGCAAGAACUUCAGGAAGCUGGCCUUCUUCCCUUGGCAUUGAAGAGACCACACAUAGAUGAUGACCAGAAAGUGUAUACCCAUAGGAAAAAGGUGAAACUGUUAAAGGAACACAACAAGCAUCACAGAAAGCUCAAGAAGAAGUACCAGGCAGACAAAGUCAAAGGAAGGAAGCACAAGAAAGAUGUCCAAAGCAACUACAACACAGAGGAGAACUUUCCUAGAGGAGGUCACAUGAAAGCUCUGAAGUGGCACAAAAAAAACAGUGCACAUUGUGACCUUUCUGCAAAUGGGGACAAACCAGAAAUCACCAAAGCUUCCUUGGAGGCAGCAAAAAAACGGAAAAAAAAGAAAAAACAGAACUACACAGUCAGUACUCCCACCAGGGAUGAAAGUUUAUUUCUUAUAAAACAGAGAAAAAAGAAAUCAAAGCAGAAACCUGGUUACUGAUCUGAUUGCAGGAAGGGUAACUCAGAGAAUUGGUAGGGUGUAGCUUCAGGUAAGGCUUUAGCCCUCCCACCCUCUCCCUGUUACAAUGUGGAGCAUCAGACAACAUCAGACCAUCUAAGUAGAGGCUGGGAUACGAAAAAGCAGAGAAGCUCGCCUGUGCCAAUCCUCAGAGGGCAUCUUGGUCUGUGAUAGUGACUAAUGUGUAAAUCAGUACUGAUGUGUUUUAUGCAAUGCUGGUAUUUGGAUUAAAGGGAAUUGGGGGUUGGGAAGGGGGGUAUGGGUGGCAAAGUUGAAAGCAAAAGGAGAAAUCAGGUCUCUUCUGUUUCAUAUAGCCUUUUUACAAACAAAGCAUUGGGAGUGACUUCAUUCUUCUUUCACUGUUUAAAAGCUAAAUUUUAUGAAAUGCCUGGAAAUCCAUGAUCUCUCAUGGUUUCUUAAAAGAAUUGGGGUGGGGGGUCAGAUUGAGGCUACAGAGCUGGAGAAAGGGGGAGUUUAACUCCCCCCCCCCGACCAUUUUUCUUGUUGCAUCUCUCUCUCUCCAAACUCCCAGUUCCUCUGCCAGGGUAAACAGUGUUUACAAUAAAGGUUCAGUGGAAAUAGCUACUUGUGGCACUGUGACCCCCUGUCCAAGUUACCCCCUCUGACUACUUUUAGAAGCCCUCAGGAGAUCCCCUGUAGCUCUCUUGACAUCUCUGCCUAAUCCCUCAUGGAAUGUAUGAAACAGACUUUUUUUAAGGGGGGGGACAAUGCAAGAAGGUUCUCCUUUUCAUCCUGAUUUCUUUUCCUGCCAGGGUCUGUCAUGAUGUUCCUGUCUCAUGUUGAUGGCAUCCUUCUGUCUUAGAAUAGGUUUCAGUGUCUUCAGUAUGUCAUAGUCACUUCUCCACAAGUUUUAGUAGCAUGCCUGGUGGGAAAGCAGGUUUCCCCCCCUAUUUCUUUCUUUCUUUUUUUUUAGAAGAAAGACUACAAUCCUGAAACCUCCCCCAUUGAUUUAAUGGGACUUUCAAGUAGGUGGUUUUCAGAAUUUUGUCUCCCAGCUUACUUAACUAGCCAACUAGCAUGGCAAUUAAGUUAUUAAAAAUUUAACUGUGGAUAUAAAUAUUCAGUUAAAUCUCU